AUGGCUGAAUUGGCUGCCUUGGCCAACGUGCUCGUCUCGACGCUCUCGCCCGACGCCGCAACCCGCCGCCAGGCAGAGCGCGAGCUCCUCCAGGCGCAGGCUCACCCGUCCUUUGGCCAGCUCAUUCUCCAGCUCGCCCAGGAUGGAACGCAGCAGAAGGCGGUCAGACAGGCAGCUGCACUCAACUUCAAGAACUGGAUCAAGGCGAACUGGGCGGUGGAGGACGCGCCCACCCCGCUCACGACCGCGACCGCCGAGUCCCUCAAGCAGUCCGUCGUUUCCAUCAUGAUCGCCCUGUCUGGCGAGCCUGCGCUGCAGGUGCAAGUAGGAGAGGCGAUCGCGAUCAUGGCAGAGGCGGACUUCCCGGACCAGUGGCAGAACCUGGUUGACCAACUGACGUCGCAACUCACGACGGACAACUUCGUUGUAAACAACGCCGUCCUGCAAACCGCUCAUUCGAUCUUCAGGCGAUGGCGCUCCGAGUUCCGCAGCGACACCCUUUUCCUCGAGAUCAAGUUUGUGCUCGACCGCUUCUGCGAGCCCUACUUGAAGCUCUUCCAGCAAACCGACUCUAUCCUUUCUUCCGGCACCGCCCUCCCCGCAGACCAGCUCACCCUCCUCCUCCGCACGCUCCUUCUCCUUCUCCAACUCUACCACGACCUGAACGCCCAGGACCUCCCCGAAUUCUUCGAGGACCGACUCGGCCAAUUCAUGCCCCUCCUCCUCAAGUACCUCGAGUACUCGCCAGCCGGUGCCGCACCGGCCGACGAGGACGAGGAUGAGGAGGCCGGGGACUUGGAGAGCGCGAAGGCGGAGAUCUGCGAGAUCGCGCAGCUGUACAGCUUGCGGUACCUCGAUGCGUUUGGCGAGGGUGGAUACCUCGGACCGUUUGUCGAGAAGACUUGGGGUCUGUUGACGAAGCUGAGCCCGGCGAUCAAGUACGACACGCUCGUCGCCAAAGCUACCGGCUUCCUCGGUACGGUCGUCAAGAUGCCCUCCCAGCGCACGCUCUUCGACAACCAGCAGACGCUCGAGGCGUUCUGCGAGAAAAUCGUCUUGCCGAACAUGACUCUGCGGACGUUCGAGGAGGAGCUGUUCGAGGACGACCCGGCGGAGUACGUGCGGCGAGACUUGGAGAGUGCGAGCAGUGAGACGAGGCGUCAGGCGGCGAGCGACUUCACCAGGGCGCUCAUGGAGCAGUUCGAGGCGCAGGUUACGCAGAUUGUCACGCAGUACAUCGGCGCGUAUCUCCAGCAAUACGCCUCAUCGCCGCAGGGUCACUGGAAGUCGAAGGACACGGCCAUCUUCCUCCUCACCUCCAUCGCAACCCGUGGCUCGACGCAGCAACAAGGCGUCACUUCGACGAACGCCCUCGUCGAUGUCAUCAAGUUCUUCUCGGACCACGUUCUCGCAGACUUGCAGGCUGCGCCUGGCGCCGUUCACCCCAUUGUGCAGGCCGACGCCAUCAAGUUCCUCUACACCUUCCGGAUGCAGCUCACGAAGGAGCAGCUCCUCUCCGUCCUCCCCCUCCUCAUUCCUCACCUCCAGAACCCUUCCUUCGUGAUCCACACCUACGCCGCCAUCACGAUUGAGCGUAUCCUCUUCAUCAAGCAGAACAACACGUUCCUCUUUGCGCAGGGCGACAUCCGCGACCACGCCGAGGGCAUCUUGCUGGCGCUCUUUAAGAUCAUCGAGAGCGGCACGACGCCUCAGCAGGUUGCGGCGAACGAGCACUUGAUGAAGUCCGCUAUGCGCGUCAUUAUCACGGCACGGCAGUCUGUCGGACCCUACUACUCCACGGUCUUGCAGCACCUUGUCGCCAUCCUCGGCGAGAUCAGCAAGAACCCCUCGAACCCCAAGUUCAACCACUUCACGUUCGAGAGCAUCUCGGCCCUCAUUCGCUUCGUCACAGCCGCCAACCCUUCGUCUCUUUCGACGUUCGAGUCUGCCCUCUUCCCGCCUUUCCACAUCAUUCUUCAGCAGGACGUUUCGGAGUUCACGCCCUUCGUCUUCCAAAUCCUUUCGCAACUCCUCGAACUCCACCCUACAUCGUCCGAUCUCCCCGACUCGUACAAGGUCCUCCUCCCUCCCCUCCUUACGCCGACGCUCUGGGAGAGCCGAGGAAACAUUCCUGCUCUCGUUCGGCUCUUGCGAGCGUUCCUUGGCCGAGGCGCACAGCAGAUUGUCGCUGCCGGCCAGGUCACGCCAAUGCUCGGCAUCUUCCAGCACCUCAUCCAGAGCAAGGCGAACGACCAGCACGGCUUCGAGCUCCUUGAGGCGUUGAUCGAGUACCUCCCGAUCUCCAGCAUCCAGCAGUACAUGUCUACCCCGAUCUUCGUCCUGCUCCUGACUCGCCUGCAAGCCUCGAAGACCGACAAGUUCUCGCAAGGCCUCCUCAAGUUCAUCUGCUUCGCCGCCGCGGUUCAGAAGAGCGAUCUCAACCCCGACAUGGUCGUCGGCUUCCUCGAUGGCGUCCAGCCUCAGCCUGGUCUUUUCGCUCAGGUUCUUCCCGUCCUCCUGCCUGAGGUCCAGAAGGCCCCGACCAAGGACCGCAAGCUCGUCGCCGUCGGUCUCGCCAACUUGCUUACGAAGAGCCCGAAGAUGCUCAACGAGCCGCACGUCCGCGCUUGGACUCCCACCAUGGAGGCGCUUCUCAAGCUUUUCGCCCUCCCGCUCCCAAUCAGCAAGACGACGUCGGCCGCGGAUGGCGACGAGGUCAACAUCGUCGAUCCCGAGGACGUCGGCUACCAGGCGUCGUUCUCGAAGCUCGGCGCAAGCGAGAAGCCCCGAGAGGACCCGGUCGCCUACGUCCAGGACCCGAAGGACCACCUUGCGAAGGGCCUGGCGGAGGCGAGCAAGGCGCAGCCCGGCAAGAUCCCGGCGCUCUUGCAAGGCGUCAACCCCGAGUACGCGACGCCCUUCGCUCAGUACCUCCAGCAAAACGGCAUUCAGCUCGCCUAA
Messenger RNA from Rhodotorula toruloides NP11, 2961 nucleotides. RefSeq names its product importin-alpha export receptor. The transcript is spliced from 15 exons. Gene Ontology annotation, cellular component: nuclear envelope; cytosol. Lineage: Eukaryota; Fungi; Basidiomycota; Microbotryomycetes; Sporidiobolales; Sporidiobolaceae. Gene Ontology annotation, molecular function: nuclear export signal receptor activity; small GTPase binding. Gene Ontology annotation, biological process: protein export from nucleus; protein import into nucleus. The record is from RefSeq and is a predicted model, not a curated record. Bases 1 to 2961 code for a protein of 986 amino acids.